Phragmites australis (common reed) is the source of this 1373-nucleotide messenger RNA. RefSeq lists its product as uncharacterized. The transcript has a single exon. The record is from RefSeq and is a predicted model, not a curated record. Lineage: Eukaryota; Viridiplantae; Streptophyta; Magnoliopsida; Poales; Poaceae. The coding region runs from base 294 to 974 and encodes 226 amino acids.
AUCUCGUCGAACCACCAAGCUGAUUUGGACCUCAAAGAAAAAGGAUUGAGACGUACUCCAUCUCGGGUUCCACGUAGGCCGCGCGAAGACGCCUAGAACGCGCGCGCGCGCCAUGCAAGAAGCUACUCCUCGUCCUCCUCCCGCCUCCCUCAUACCUUCCCCCGGCUACACCCAUCGAACCAUGCACCGGUAUAAACCGCCAGGCCUGCUCGCUUUACCUAGCGGCCGCCUUCUUCGCCGUGGACUAGCUACUUGCGGUGCGGUGCCCGCGAUCGAGAGAGCGCGCGGCCACGAUGUCGUCGUUGCGGUUCCUGCGAAAGAACGGCGGCGGCGGCGGCGACGAUGGGUACUGUGGCGGCGCCGCCCUGGAGGUGACCGUCCUGUCCGCGGACUCGCUGCGCCUGCCGCCGUCGUACUCGCCGCUGCCGCGCCGGCUGCGGCCGUACGUCACCGUGUCGUCGGAUGCGUCCGCCUCGGCCUACACCACAGCCGUGGCGGCGGGGGCGUCGUCCUCCGGCGAGUACUCGUGGGGAAACACGUUCGUGGUCCCCGUGGGCGUGGAGUUCCUCGAGGGCCGGGCCGACGUCCACGUGGCCGUUCUCUCAGAGGCCAGCUGCCGGCUAGUCGGCGCCACGCCGCUGGGCUGGUGCGGCAUCCCCGCGGCCGACGUGCUCGACGGCCUCCGCGCGCCGCGCGCGCUCCGCCGGCUCAGCUACUCGCUGCGGUGCCCACGGCGAGGCAGCGCCCCAACGUGGGGCCACGCCGUCGUGCACCUCGCGGUGCGGGUGCUCGGCCUCGGCGAUAACGCGCGGCUCAGGAUAGCAGCGGCGGCAGCGCCGGCCGCGCCCAGUACUACUGCAGCGCCGGUGCAGCAGGGGUGGUGCCGCGUGGCGAUGGGCAUCCCGGUGUCCGGGGCAUCGGCCGCGGCCGCCGCCGUCGGGAUGCCGUGGCCGCGGGGCGCGACGUCGCGGUGAGGCACAAGAGGAGACGACGACUAGCCAUGGAAAAACGGUGGAAUCUGGUGCGAGCAGGUCGCGAUUCACGACGAGAAAUCGCGGCUGGAAAAGGUAGUUGGUGCGUUAGUCAAACCGAAACCGGUGUAGCUUCCAUGCAGCUACCUCGAUAUGUUGCCAUUAGUGAGGCUAGCGUGCGGGACCGGACCGGUGUACAUGCAGCUUAGGAAAGUUCGUGUUGAACAGUGGCACUGUAAUUGUAACUGUCUGCUACUUGAUUGUGAAAUUAACUGACGUAAUCCACUGACUGAAUAGUGGCACUAGCAAACUUCUAGUUGUAGGAUAGAUAAUAAUAAGAGAGAACGUAGGUAGUCUCUGUUCUUUUUUCAGAGUAACUCAGUAGACUAGCUAAAUUUGAUU